AUGGUUGAAGCGGGCCCUCCUGGUUGCUGCCCAAUAUUUGGCAAAAAAGGACCCAAAACGCGAGGAUUACCACCAAACUUCAACCACGAUAAUGUGGAAAGCGCAAGAACAUCAACAACCAGUGUUUUGUCACUACACUCGGUAGAAAAUUCGCCAUCACACUCAGGUAGCCAUUAUCCGACUCAGCCAGCACGUCCUAAUAAUGGUGGUCCUUCGUCAGGAAACCAAGGAGGUGAUUAUGGGACUAUGACCGUAUACCAAGGUGGUCAUGGGGCUCCGACACCACAACCUUUUCAUCCGCCAGGGAACCCAGCAAGUGCUUAUGGGGGUCAGCAAUUUUCCCACGGAGGCGGUUUUGCGCCUCAGCAAGCACAACCAGGAGGAAUGUAUGGAACUCCACCAAAUUAUAAUGGAGUCGGCCAUGGGGCUCCGCCAUUUCCCCAAGGAGGAAAUUAUGGGGCUCAGCCCAUGUCCAAUGGAGGAAAUUAUGGGAAUUUUCCAGGAAACCCUCCUCCGGCUCCAAAACCACACAAAUAUGGAAUGUUUAUAAGGGACAGCCCACCAUCCUCACCAAUUAGAAACCCUCCACAUAUCGACGGAUUCCUAGGAUGGGGAGAUCAUCACAUGUGA
This is a messenger RNA of Belonocnema kinseyi, 630 nucleotides long. RefSeq names its product metacaspase-1-like. The transcript has a single exon. The record is from RefSeq and is a predicted model, not a curated record. Bases 1 to 630 code for a protein of 209 amino acids. Lineage: Eukaryota; Metazoa; Arthropoda; Insecta; Hymenoptera; Cynipidae.